AUGGACAAGGACAACCGUGACGAUUUUACCUUUGCUACCCUUUCUAAUCUCAAGAUGCCCGUCACGUUUCGAAUAAACCAACUUGAGGGCAUUCGACAUCUUAGGUCCUUCACCGACCUGCUGGAGAAGCCAGAGCUGCGUUUUCACGGUGUUCAGUCUGCCACAUUGUCAGAUCUCUAUGUAACCUGUCAGCUCAUCGCGGACAACAAACCCCUCACCAUUCCCUUUCGAACGGCAUUCAAGGCAUUCAAAAACUCAUACACGUGGAACGAGUGGAUAACCCUCCCUAUUCGAUACUGUGACCUGCCACUCAAUUCUCAGAUAACUUUUACUGCAUGGGAUAUCUCUGGGCCAAGAACAGCGGCACCUGUUGGAGGAUCCACCUUUCGUCUCUUUGGGAAGAAAUGGACUUUGCGACGGGGGAAGCACCGUUUACUGCUCUGGCAAGGCGUGGAAGCCGAUGGCUCUGCAGAAACAAGUACUCCAAGCAAGUACGGAUCGAGGGACGAGAUGGGAAGGCUGGAAAAGCUCGUGAAGAAAUACGAGCGUGGUGACCUUCCAAAAUCAGAUUGGCUUGACAAGAUGACUUUUCGAAAGAUGGAGGAAGUCCAUGCCGCAGAGACCCAAAAAUCCGAUAAUCUGUACCUCUACAUUGAUCUGCCUCGAUUCGACUUCCCCGUAAUAUUCAAUGAACCAGAGUUUCCUCCACAGCCAACGGCGUCCACUUCGUCGUCCGCACCUCCUCCGGCAACUCCCGUUGCCGGUGCAGCAUCUUCAUCAGCCACCCAUGACUCUCAUCAUCUAUGGAGCAUCAUCGAUCCCGACAUUGCUCGAGAAAAUCCUGUGGAAGAUAAACACCGUCGACUCGUUCGGAGUCACCGAAGUGGCCCGUACGACAGAGAACUUAAACCGAAUGCCAAGAUCCGUGACAGCAUUGGAGAAAUCCUCAAUUACGCUCCUAGUCAACCUCUCAAUUCCGAAGAGAAGGAUCUCAUAUGGAAAUUCCGCUUCUACCUUGCACGCGACAAGAGAGGUCUUACCAAGUUCCUCAAUUCCGUGACGUGGCGCGAUCCAUCAGAAGUGAAACAAGCAGUAGAAGAACUUUUACCUCAAUGGACAGAAAUUGAUACAGACGACGCCCUGGAGCUGCUUGGUCCUGGUACAGUGGAUUCUCGUGUGAGAGCAUUCGCUGUUAAGCAACUGAAUAGAGCAGAUGACGAUGAACUACUCUUAUAUUUGUUGCAAUUGGUACAAGCUCUGAAGUUUGAAAGUGCAGCUAGUGAUGCGCGGUCAUCGAGAUCAGUCUCCAGCGCAAUUUCGUACGAUGAUAGUGGCCUCACCGACUUCCUCAUAGCCCGUGGAGUGCAGAACCCUAUCCUUGGUAACAGGUUAUAUUGGUAUCUCAUGGUGGAGGUAGCCCUUGAAGACAAGGUGAUUUCGAAGAUGUAUGGACGCGUUGUGUUCAAGUUCAUGAACAAGAUCUUAGAAUCACCUGAUGGCUCUAACCGUCGCGAACUAAUGCGACGGCAAGGCCAGCUUGUUGAAACACUGGCCAAGCGUGCCAAGGAGCUUCGUACGUCCAAGGAUCCUCGACCGAAGAAGAUUGAAAAGCUUCGUUCGAUCAUCAACGACUCAAAGAAUGGUCUGAACUCUAUACCCCCACUCCCCCUUCCUGUCAACGCUCGCAUCGAAAUCACAGGUAUCAUCGCGGAAAAGUCGUCGGUGUUCAAGUCCAAUUUGUAUCCAAUGUUGCUUAAUUUCCAGAGCUCCAACGGCUCAGAAUAUCCUGUGAUCUUCAAGGAUGGCGAUGAUAUGCGGCAAGAUCAGCUUGUCAUACAGCUCUUUACACUGAUGGAUCGUUUGUUGAGGAAGGAGAAUCUGGAUUUGAAGUUGAGUCCGUAUGAUGUGUUAGCGACGGGUCCGUUGCAGGGAAUGGUGCAGUACAUCCCUAGCAAGACGAUUGCUGCCAUUGUUAGCGAGCAUGGGAACCUGCUCAAUUACCUUCGCGCAAAUUAUCCAGAUGAGGGAAGUGUCGGGACGUCGGGAGUGGAGCCAGGUGUGGUUGAUACUUUUGUACGGAGUUGUGCCGGCUACUGUGUGGUGACCUACUUGCUCGGUGUGGGCGAUCGCCAUUUGGAUAACCUUUUGGUAGCCUCCGAUGGGCACUUUUUCCAUGUCGACUUUGGAUACAUCCUAGGACGAGAUCCCAAACCCUUCCCACCUGCCGUCAAAGUCUGCAAAGAAAUGGUUGAUGGGAUGGGAGGCGCACAGUCACCCCAUUAUGCCCGCUUCAAGAACUUUUGCUUUACGGCGUUCUCGAUCCUACGAAAGAAUGCGAACCUCAUACUGAACUUGGUGUCAUUGAUGGUGGAUGCUAACAUACCGGAUAUCAAGCACCGGGAUGUACAUGAGCAAUUGCAGGAAAAAUUUCGGCUAGAUCUUACAGAGGAGGAGGCGAUUAAACAUUUCGAGACUUUGUUGAAUGAGACGUCGUAUAUUACGGUGGUGUUGGAUCGGAUUCAUGACUUGGCUCAGUAUUGGAGGAGUUGA
This is a messenger RNA of Guyanagaster necrorhizus, 2550 nucleotides long. RefSeq names its product putative atypical/PIKK/PI3K protein kinase. Gene Ontology annotation, cellular component: phosphatidylinositol 3-kinase complex, class III, type II; phosphatidylinositol 3-kinase complex, class III, type I; endosome. The record is from RefSeq and is a predicted model, not a curated record. Gene Ontology annotation, molecular function: 1-phosphatidylinositol-3-kinase activity. Bases 1 to 2550 code for a protein of 849 amino acids. The transcript has 11 exons. Lineage: Eukaryota; Fungi; Basidiomycota; Agaricomycetes; Agaricales; Physalacriaceae. Gene Ontology annotation, biological process: phosphatidylinositol-3-phosphate biosynthetic process; endocytosis; autophagosome assembly.